Messenger RNA from Anastrepha obliqua, 1092 nucleotides. RefSeq names its product paired box protein Pax-6-like. The record is from RefSeq and is a predicted model, not a curated record. Gene Ontology annotation, molecular function: DNA-binding transcription factor activity, RNA polymerase II-specific; RNA polymerase II transcription regulatory region sequence-specific DNA binding. Gene Ontology annotation, biological process: regulation of transcription by RNA polymerase II. The coding region runs from base 1 to 1092 and encodes 363 amino acids. Lineage: Eukaryota; Metazoa; Arthropoda; Insecta; Diptera; Tephritidae. The transcript is spliced from 4 exons.
AUGGAUGACGAGAGCAUUAUCGAAUAUUUUACUGUUGGUAUCCCUUAUACGCGUUCCAAUAAGCAGAUUCUAUAUCAAGCUCGUGAUUUGGAAGACCUCAAGGAGAAGCUGCGUAUCUACGAGACGGGUAGAGGGUCACAACCCAGUGUAGGCAGCAGACCAUUCAUUCCACAGUCUUCGCAAGAUAAAGGCGCUACUAAAAAUGAGGCACACAGCAAUAGGACGUGUUUCAAGUGUGGAAGAGUAGAAUUCGAGCGGACUCAUUAUCCAGAUGUAUUUGCACGUGAAAGGCUUGCUGAAAAAAUUGGUUUACCCGAGGCACGUAUUCAGGUAUGGUUUUCAAAUCGGCGGGCUAAAUGGCGCCGCGAAGAAAAGCUGCGAACGCAACGGCGCCCAGUCGAUCAUAUAAACAAUAAUGGCGGUUCCGGCGGUCGCUCCCGUAGUGGCAAUACCUCUGCAAUAGCUGCUGCCGCCGUAGUCAGUAACCAAAAUGGCUCAGGGGCCAGUGGAGUUGGUGGGGUUAGUGUGGGUGGUGGUGCCGCGGCCGAUAUUAAUGCGGCUAGCCACAACGGUAGCACGGCAGAAGGUUCGAAUGGUGGUGGUACGAGCGCAUCUGCAGCCGCGGCACUUCCGAACACAAGUGGUGGAGGCGGAGCAGCAAUCCCAACGCUUGGAGAUGCAGCAACCGUUGGAGUAGUGGCGGCAUCAGCCACUGUUAAUGUCAGCAACCAUAGUAGCGGUCACGGUGGUUCCGUGAGUCCGCCACUACAAGCCGUCACCUCUCGCCUUCCCCUAAACUCUGGUUUCAACACGAUGUAUUCAUCUAUGCCACAACCUAUCGCUACAAUUGCGGAGAGUUACAACUCAAUGACCUCAUCGCUGAGCUCGAUGACGUCUACCUGUUUGCAGCAACGUGACAGCUACCCAUACAUGUUUCAUGAUCCACUCUCCUUGAGUUCCGUGCCAUACGCAGCACAUGCGCGCUCUAACUGUAAUCCCGCUGCUGCCCACCAACAGCCCCCACCACAGCAUUCUACGGUGUAUGGCGGCGGUGCUCCAAGUGCAUCCAGUGGUACAGGUAAAACUACCUGA